Planococcus citri (citrus mealybug) is the source of this 4227-nucleotide messenger RNA. RefSeq lists its product as uncharacterized. Gene Ontology annotation, molecular function: nucleic acid binding. The record is from RefSeq and is a predicted model, not a curated record. Bases 347 to 4159 code for a protein of 1270 amino acids. The transcript has a single exon. Lineage: Eukaryota; Metazoa; Arthropoda; Insecta; Hemiptera; Pseudococcidae.
UAUUUACUUAACAUUUUUGUCAAAGUCUUUGAAAAUCCGUUGAAAAACGGAAUUUUUAGGUUAUAAAUUUUGAAUUAAUUGGUCAAGUAAAGGCGGAGUGAUGGUGGUGAUCUCUGGUGGUGGGAAUCUUACCUUAGUUUGGGGGCGUGUAAAAGGGCGGAUAUUGUGAAAAAACUAUAAAACGAAACUUUGAAGUGGGCUGCUUUCAUUCAUGUUUUGCAUUCUCUUGCUAUGCUCCUGUGAACUUUUUUAAGUUUGUGCUAAGUGUUACGUAUAUGAACUUUUACAUAGAAUUGUAUUCUCUCGAGGUUUUUCAAUUUUUGAGCAGUUUUUUCAUUUUGUUUCAAUGGCAUUCGAGUGUGAUGAAUGUAAUCAAUCUUUUAAUAGGAGAUUCAAUUUAGAACGUCAUAUUUAUGCAAAGCAUAGAAAUCGAAGGGAAACUUUCAAGUGCAACCACUGUCAGCAUGAGUUCACUAGGAAAGAUAAUUAUAAAACACACGUUGAUCAAUUAAAUUGUGUCUCGCAGAGGAAGAGGUCAAAGAGGCCAGCACCAGCUCGUCAAAUUGAAACUCAUCAACCACCCAAGAAAUUCAAGCCUUACAGCAUAAAGCACUGCAACGAAUGUGAUAAAGACAUUGAAUUAUCAAUGUUUGGCGGACAUCUUCGGAGUUUGGAACACAAAAAUAACUGCUGCUGGAAAACCAUAAAUUCUAAGGUUGAAGAGGUCAAAUCAGCAUUCAAGAGUCGGAUAAGAAGCUAUCGAAUUACACCAAAUGAAGUAUUUCAUGAUAUCCCAGAAUUUUUAAAUAAUGUAUACACAGAAGUCAACUUAAUUAUUACAGAAAUGGCUUUACAACAUAGAAAUUUCAAGUAUAAUGUUGAAUUAUUUGCGACCUAUAAUAAACCCAUAGAUAUGAUCGACAUAAAAUCUUUCAAUACCAAGAACGUAAUAUAUUGCGCAGAAAGUGGUGAUUUGAAUGAAUCGUACGAAGAAUUUAAAAAUACAAUAAAAACUAAGAGCGAGGAAUUUCAGGGCAAAGGAUCUGGUUGGUCAUUAGACAAAAUUCUUUUUUUAGAAGUGAAUUUAAAUAAGUAUAACCCUCUUAAAGGCAGCUCAUAUCUACAGUUACCUAAAUGGGUACUUCUUAAAAGGGCUGUUGUGAACAUUAAGAAUAACGAUCAAGCCUGUUUUGCUUGGGCAUUAAUUUCAGCAUUACAUCCGGCACCUCAUUACAAAAAAUGUACCAGAAUGAGUUCUUAUCCAAAUUAUAAAGAAGUCUUAAAUUUCGAAGGUAUUGAAUUCCCAGUUAAACUCAGAGACAUAAAAAAAUUUGAAAAAAAUAAUCCAAUCAGUGUCAAUGUUUUUGGUAUUGAUGGGGAAAAAAUUAUAGGACCAUUAUUUUUUUCAAAAAAUGUCAGUCCAGAACGAAUUCACAUAAAUUUAUUAUACAUUCAAAAUGAUUUGGGUAAUGGUCACUACUGCUGGAUAAGAAAUCUUGGUAGACUUGUUUCUUCUCAAUUAAACUCAAAUCAGCAUAAAAAAUACUUAUGCAAUGGUUGUUUAAUAAAUUUUCAAUCCUCCCAAAGAUUAAAACGACACGAGGAAAACGAUUGUAAUCAUAUUGUUACUUUUUUACCUAAGGGUGAUUCGGCAAAAAUAAAAUUUAAAAAUGAACACAAAAUGCUGCGUGUCCCUUUUGUGAUUUAUGCAGAUUUCGAAGCCUAUUUAAAACCAUUCUCUUCUUGUUCAAAUGAUCCGACUACAUCUCAUACAGAAAAUGUUUCACUACACGAACCUUUCAGUUUUGCCUGCUAUACCAAGUGCUCGUUUGAUUCAAAAUUAGAUAAAUAUCACCUGUAUAGGGGGGUUGACUGUGUAAAGCAGUUCUGGAUGUACCUGCGAGACGAAGCAAAACGAGCUAACUUGUACCUGUCCGUGACUGUACCGAUGAAACCGUUAACACCUGAACAAGAAAACCAAUUUGUAAGUGCUACUGUGUGUUACAUUUGUGAGACAGAAUAUAAGGUUGAUGAUAUCAUUGUACGAGAUCACGAUCAUUUCACAGGGUUAUAUCGAGGUAGUGCUCACCAAAUUUGCAACCUAAAUUUACAUCGCCCUGAUUUUGUGCCUGUGAUCAUGCAUAAUUUGACUAAUUAUGACGCUCAUUUUAUAAUACCUGAAAUAGGAUAUGAUAAAAGUAGGGUCGAAUUAAUAGCCAGCACUAAAGAAAAAUACAUUUCAUUUACGAAAUACAUAGGUGUAGAUUGCAUCGAUUCUCAAGGGAUAUUUAAAAAAGAUCACAUCAAACUCCGUUUUUUGGACUCUUGUAGGUUUUUAGCUGCCAGUUUGGACAAACUUGUGAAAAAUUUACUUCCGAGCCAACUAAAAACUUUGAAAUGUCAUUUUCAGGAUGAGGAAGAAUUUAAUUUGAUGCGUAUGAAAGGUGUGUUUCCUUAUGAAUUUACAGAUUGUGAAGAAAAACUCAAAUUAGAGCAUUUACCUUCACAAGAUCAAUUUUAUUCAAAAUUGACAAAAUCUGGCAUAGCAAAUGAGGAAUAUAAGCGAGCAGAGAACAUUUGGAGCAAGUUUGAUUGCAAAAAUUUAGGUGACUACUCAGAUUUAUAUCUAAAAACUGAUGUUCUACUGUUGACUGACGUGUUUGAAAAUUUUAGGGAUUUAUGUCUAGAUACUUAUAAACUGGAUCCGGCUCAGUACUAUACUUCUCCAGGGCUAAGUUGGGAUGCGAUGCUGAAAUAUACUAAAAUUACAUUGGAUUUAUUCACAGAUAUAGAUAUGGUACAUUUUAUUCAAAAAGGAAUCAGAGGUGGCCUUUCUCAAUGUACAAAACGUCAAGCCACAGCCAAUAACACUUAUAUGAAAAAAUUUGACCCCUCCAAACCAACUCAUCAUUUAGUUUAUUUGGAUUGUAACAACUUAUAUGGCCACAGUUUGAGUAGCUAUCUCGCUCAUAGUAAAUUCGAGUGGGUUGAGGAUGUGUGCAAUUUUAAUGUGUUUGAAAUUGGAGAUGAUGCUGAAAUAGGGUAUAUCUUAGAGGUAGACUUGGAGUACCCAAAACAUUUACACGAUGAUCAUAAAGAUUUUCCAUUCUGUCCAGAAUCUAUGAUUCCUCCUGGUUCAAAAUUAAAACAGCCUAAAUUGAUUGCCAAUGUUUUUGAUAAGAAAAAUUACAUCAUUCAUUAUAUUAACUUGAAACAAUGUCUCUCACAAGGCCUGAAAUUGAUCAAAAUACAUCGAAUCUUGAAAUUUAAACAAUCUCGUUGGUUAAAACCCUACAUAGACCUAAACACUGCUAAAAGAGCUCAGUCAAAAUCGGAUUUUGAAAAAGAUUUUUGGAAAUUAAUGAAUAAUUCGGUUUUUGGAAAAACAAUGGAAUCGGUGGAAAAACGGAUUGAUGUUAGACUGGUGACUCAUUUCAAAUCUAAAAGUAAUAAAAGGGGGGCCCAGUACUACAUAAAUUUACCGCAAUUCAAUAGUUGCACUAUUUUUAAUGAGAACUUGGUAGCUGUAGAAUUGAGCAAAAUAAAAAUAAUGUAUGACAAGCCAAUUUACAUAGGUUUCACUGUUUUGGACUCUUCAAAACUACUUAUGUACGAUUUUCAUUACUCUGUAAUCAAGCCCCUGUAUGAAGAGAGAGUUGAGCUUUGUUAUACUGAUACUGACUCCCUCUUAUAUGAUAUCAAAACGGAUGAUUUUUAUAAAGAUAUUUUACCCUUCAUACCUACUUAUUUCGACACCAGUGACUACCCAGAAGAAAAUAUCUAUAAUUUUCCAAUUGUUAAUAAAAAGGUUGUUGGAAAAUUCAAAGAUGAGUGUCAAGGUAGGAUCAUGGCUGAAUUUAUUGGUUUGAAAUCAAAGUCAUACUGUUUCAAUGUAGAGGAUAGAAUCACAAAGAAAUGUAAAGGUAUUAAAAAAUGUGUCGUUGAAAAAGAUAUGACAAUGGAAGAUUAUAAAAAAUGUUUAGAAAAUAGAACUUCUAUUUUUAAGCCAAUGUAUAGUUUUCGUAGUGAUAAGCAUAUAAUUUAUACACAAUUAUUAAAUAAAAAAGCCCUAAGCUUUUCAGAUGAUAAGAGAUUUUUAUUACCCAAUGGCAUUGAAACCCUUCCUUGGGGUCAUUAUAAAAUAAGUGAAUUUCAAUAAGAUUGUACAGUUUACUUAAGUACUUACCUGUUCUAUUUUAUUUAUGCACCUAGGUGGGUAAAAGUCAG